AUGACCUCCAAACGCACCCGCUCUUCCCUCCCUUGCCCACACCUGCAUCGCUGCGCCCUCUCCUUCCUGGCACCGUUCCCCCUCCGCACCUCGCAUCGCCCAACCCUCUCGCUGUCCCGCUCCCCCCACCUCACCCCUCUCCGCCCCUCCCUCGUCUGCCCGCGUGUCCCGCGCAUGGUCCUCCAAUCGCAGAACACCCGCGACGUCGACGACCGCGUCCUCCGCGCUGUCACCUCGCUCUCGCGCCAGGACCGCAUCACCGUCUCCGACGUCGCCGCCACUGCCGGUCUCGACCUCUCCCUCGCCAACGACGAGCUCGUCUCCCUCGCAAACCUCACAGGUGCCGCCAUCGACGUCACCGACGCUGGCGCCAUUGCCUACCGCUUCCCCCGUGACGUCCGCGCCGCCCUCCGCAGCGCCUCCCUGCGCGCCUCCAUCCGCAUGACCUGGGACCGCGCCUUCCCCACCAUCUUCACCGCCAUCCGCCUGGGCUUCGGCGCCCUCCUCAUCCUCUCCAUCGUCGUCACUUUCGUCGCCAUCACCGCCCUCUCCUCCGCCUCGCGCUCCGACGACGACCGCCGCAGCUCGCGCUCCUCCUUCAUGCCCGUGCGCCUCUUUGCCCCGGACAUCUUCGACGUCAUGUUCUACACCCGCCAACGCCGCUACUACGCCCGCACCCAAGGCUCCGCAGACGAAAACGAAAUGUCCUUCCUCGAGGCCGUCUACUCGCUCGUCUUCGGCGACGGCGACCCCAACCAAGGCCUCGAAGACCGUCGCUGGCGCCGCGUCGCCGCUGUCAUCCGCGCAAACCGCGGCGCCGUCACAGCAGAACAGCUCGCCCCGUUUUUAGAGCUUGAAGACAACCCCACCCGCUCUUCUUCCACCGCCGUCGUCGACGAGUCCUUCGUCCUCCCGGCCCUCCAGCGCUUCCAGGGCCAUCCCGAGGUCACAGACGCAGGUGAUAUUAUUUAUGUCUUCCCGUCAUUUUCCACCACGGGGUCCAAAAUGCCCAACGUAGAGUUUGCCGGCCGCGGCUCCGCCGCCCGUGACGGCUUGGGCGGACCAUCCCUCGUCGAAAAAGAGCUCACUAUGAGUCGCGCCCCGAUCGGACAACGUACCAUGGUCAUCGCGCUUGGCGUCGUCAACGUCCUCGGCGUUCUCACACUGGGCGCAAAACUCGCCGCCGUCACUCCCCUCACGGCCGACGCGGCCGCCCUUGUCAACCUCAUUCGCUCUAUUUAUCCUGCCUUGGCCACGUACGCCGCCUCUUUUGUCUUCAUUCCCUUGGCCCGGUUCUUCAGGCAGAGAAAGGUCAACGGCGAGAUCAGGAAAAGGAACCGCGCCCGCGCGGCCGCCUCUGUCCUCGCCUCCAGACCGGACGCUACUCUCAGGGCCAAGAUGGCCGCUGCUGAGGCUUAUGCGCAGAAGGGUAACGUUGUCAAGUCCUCGGAUGUCAUUUACUCAUCCGAUAUGGACGUUUUGGAUCAGAGGGCGGCUCAGGAGAAUGUGAUCGACGACUUCGAUCGCCGCCUGAAUAGCUAA
Molecule: messenger RNA, 1542 nt
Organism: Chondrus crispus (carragheen)
Lineage: Eukaryota; Rhodophyta; Florideophyceae; Gigartinales; Gigartinaceae
Exons: 1
Coding region: 1-1542 (513 amino acids)
Source: RefSeq, a predicted model, not a curated record